Messenger RNA from Apis laboriosa (Himalayan honeybee), 16810 nucleotides. It is a transcript of the gene poe, whose product is annotated as protein purity of essence. The transcript is spliced from 47 exons. Gene Ontology annotation, molecular function: zinc ion binding; protein binding. NCBI's taxonomy places the organism in Eukaryota, Metazoa, Arthropoda, Insecta, Hymenoptera, Apidae. The record is from RefSeq and is a predicted model, not a curated record. Bases 190 to 16461 code for a protein of 5423 amino acids.
GCAAGUAUAUCGAAAAAGAAAAAGAGAAAGGAAAAAAGAAAAGGAAAAAAAAGAAAAAUUUAGGAGAGACAAAGAGACGUAAUACGUAAAAGAAACGUUUAUAUACAUGUAUGAGUAUGUAAAUACGUAUAGUUAAAAUAUCACUGAGGAAAAGGAGACAAGUUCGAACAAAGUCGAACAGUUUCGAAAAUGGCGACCAAGAUUCGUGCUAACUAUACAUGGUCAGCGGUAACGAAACCAUUAUUAGCAAUAUCGCAAGGAUCAUUUGACAAAAAUGAUAUCUUGGAAUUGGCAAAAAGUAUCGUUAUACGCGAAUAUGAUUUUCUCUGUAAAGGAGAAUUGUAUGAAACUUUUUAUACAUCUGUGGCAGUUCUUGCAGCUGAUUAUUUCUGUGCUUGCAUCAAUACAUUUUCUAAAAGCCAAAUAUCUAUAGUUUGUCAAGCAUGUAGAGUUUUGCUUCUUCGUCUUAUGGAAAAAUUGUCUCAACAUCAAAUUCAGUUAGGAAAUGGGACUUCUACUGUUUUAAGUACAAAACAAUUAUUGCUUCCAAUUCUUGCUCUUUGUACUGGACAAUCUUUAUUAUCAUCUACUGAAGAAGCAGCUUUGAUUACUAUUAUAAAGAAUUCUAAUAUACCACAUGACAUUAAAUCACAAUUAUCCCCAGAAACUGAAAAAGAUUCUUCUCAAUCAUCUAAAGAUUCUGAUAGAAUUCAAUGUGAUUUAUCAGGUAGCAUUUUAGAACAAUUAACUAUGCCAUUGCAAGGUUCUGCAAUGUCAAUGUCUGGAGUUAUUGAAAAUCCUAAUGAAAAUGCAACUAAAACUAUAAAUGAUAGUGUUGUUAAUGAAAUUCAUUCAGAUAUUAAGACAACAUUUGUUACAAAUAAUAUAAACAUUCUUAGAAAUAUGGAUGUUGGAGAUACACUAUUAGAUAUGUGUUUGAACCUUCCACAUUUAUCAUGUUAUACUCGCAAAUAUCAAGCAUAUUUACAUAAAAAGAGUUUCACUUUGCCUGUGAAUGCCUCUGAUGCACAUGCUAUACGUCAUAAUUUACAUUCUGUAUCAAACGAUAUUAAUAUUGUUCACAAUAUAAUAUCUUUGCCUUUUUUAGAACCUUUAACUCCAAACAAAUUAGAAAAACUAUCAUUACUGACCAUGUCUUGUUUAUAUUGUUCGAUUGUAUAUGCAACUGCAUCUAGUAUUGUUGGAAUAACAAAUGCUGUAUCACCUAAAUGUAGCACGAAUACGUCUGCCAGCACACAAACCGUUUCAGGUAUUAAAACAGUAGAAGAAGAAUAUGACACCUUAGCAAUUACAGUGGUAGAAAAGAGUCUUGAAAUAUUUGGUUUAGUUUCAAAUGUAAUUAAAAACAGCACACGAGCUGGAGGUCAUAUUCUACAAAAUCAUUUAUUAAUUGGAGUCUGGUUGUUGGUAGCUGGUUUACAAGCUCAACUUACAGUCAGUGGUUUAAGUGCAGCAGAUAAAGGAAAAGAAGAAAAGGGUAAAUCACCUAGUAAAGCGCGUGAUGGAACAAUUCGCGUUAAUCUUAUGAAAAUUCAACAAGGUUUUGGAGUACUUUCAGUUGCCUUAGCUUCUCAUGCACUUACAUUAAUGAGUGCUUUAUUGGAAGAUGUUUCAAUUGAAGCAAUUGCUGACUGUUCAACUCCUCCAGAACCAGCUCCAUUAGAUAUAUUAUCUACUGCAACUGCACUUCAAAGAGCAGUCACUUUUCUGCAAGCUGUACCAUUAAAUCAUUUAUUGUUUUAUUUAGCCACUAUUAGUUAUAGACGGGCUUGUACUUUAAAGAGAAUACAAAAACAUCCAUUCGAAGGUGAUGCUUUAAGUCAAUCUGAUUCUACAACUUACUAUGAAGAUCUUUUAAGUUGCUCAGAUAAUUCUACUGAUGAAGAAAAAACUGUUAUGUCGAUAGAGGAGGACAGCGAACCUAUUUUGGGUUUAUGGUUUGAAGAAACAAUUGCUCCGUCCGAUGGGUCGCCAACGAAUGGUACAAAAGAAUCCAACAAUGAAACCAAUGCUGAACGAACUGUAAACACUAUUGUUCCUGAUAAUCGUGAGCCUCAUGGAUAUAUAUCAUUGGCCACUAAAAUUUUUCAAUUUAUGAAUCAACAUUUGAUUGGUAAUAGAAGUUCUUAUGUUCGCGAAUAUGUAGUAAAUGGUUUAGUUGAACAACAGAUGGUUAUAUUAGCGGCAAUAAUCAGAGAUUUGGAUCACGAAACUGCUAGAACAGAAACUGGAACUAUAUCAGUGUUCUAUGGUGCUACAUUAGGCACUAUGUACUCUGAAUUUUCUCAAGCUUUGAGUCUUUAUACGCAUAAUUUACUUGUUCAAAAUACAUUAAGCGAAGGUUUACAAAACAUCCUUCUCCAGCAUUUAGGUGUGAAUCCUUGGUCAGGAACAGAAAGUACAAGUCCAUGCACUUGGCCUCUUCAAGUUUACCCAAGAACAUUAAGUGUAUUGGCACAGGUACUUUUAUUAAAACCUCGAUCUGAAAAAGAAGCAGCUUGUAUAAGUAUAUGGCAUCGUUUAAUUACAACUUUAGUGGAAAAUGUAUGUAAUCCACCUUCUACAUUUGAAGCUGAAAAUGAAGAUUUAAAUGUAGAACAUGCUCAAUUGGUUUUAAUUCUAUUCCAUUCUCUCAAUUUUAUGCAAAAAAAAUCGGUAUUGCUUGUAACUGGUAGUGGUGCUGUACGUUGCAGUGAAGCAAUUAAAACUCCAAUGAAAGAUUCUCAAUUACUGCAUUUAUCACGAUUAUUAUUACUACUUGAAUAUAUGAUGAAACAUCUUUAUGAUGCACCUCCUGCAUUGCUUGAACAAGUUCGGUGGAAUCUUUUUUCUGCUACAAGUUUAGUUUGUGACAUGAAAGAUGGUAAUAAACAAACAGCCCGUAUUUUUACACCAUGGACAGUAAUUGAAGAUAAUUAUCGUAAAAUUGGUAAUCAAGAUGAAUUUUCAAUGAAGCCUCGAUUUUAUAAUCUUUCUACCACAGAUUUCAAUAAUCAGGAUACACCAAAAUUGGAUGGAGUGGCUUGUAAUUUCAUUCUGGGUGCUCCAGAUAAAAUGAAAUAUCCACUUCUGGUUGAUGCAUUAAUAGAUAUUUUAAAUGUUCUUAAUCAAGCUGAUAUGCAAAAGAGAAUUAAUGCUGAUGGUAAAGAUAAAACACCUACUUUCAUAGGAUUAUGUGCAAUUCGAUAUUGUUUUUCUAUAUGUUGGCGAUUAUUAUUAAUGCUACCACCAUCUACUCUAUAUAUGGAUAAAUUAGCUCUGGGUGAGGAAAUUCCUGCUGGACCAAUGUUAUUAUAUUCUUUAAUUUGGGGACCUAGAGCUGCAUGCAAAACUUUUACCAGUUGGAUGAAUGAUUGUUUAAUCAGGCAGGGGAUGUAUGCGCAAUAUGCAAGAAAUCUUUUGAAGACAGUAUCGUCCACUGUAAAUUCUCUCAAAUAUGAUGUUACAGUUACAAAAAAUUGCAUUACAGCAUUGAAACCAGAGAUUAAUUUUAACAAUAAAAUAAUACCAAAAAAUGCAUUACCUAAAUUUAGUUCGUUAUGUAUUUUGGCUGCUGUUAUUGGCAAAUUACAAAUUCUUUUUUAUGAAAACUUAUUGAAGACUCAAAAUGAAACUAUUGAAAGUUCAAAAAAUUCGCAGACUUCAGAAUCCGGAAAUACUAAUGCAAAUAAAAUGAUGAUCAGUAUUCUUCCACAUGUUCUUUCAUUGACUGAAUCAAUUUUGUAUUCGUGUCGAUCAAAUAUAUUGCACGAGAUGCUGGAAUCUUUUGAACAAGAUAAUAAAUAUGGCCCUCGAGAUUAUUCUAUACUUGACAACAUCAUUGCAAUGGCAGGUGCAAAUUGGGCAUCUGAAGCAUCUUUGAUCUCUUUUUUACCAAAUUCUGUAAAAUCUAUUAUAGAUAAAUGGAAAUCUAUCAAUGUCGUUCAUAUUCCUUGGAACACUUAUACGAAUGACGUUAUACCAGCAGAAAGUUACAUUUUGGCUACAGUAUGUCAACAUGUGAGUUCACUUUCUGAAUAUCCCAUGUUUUCUAUUAAUCCAUCUUUGAAGAAAUUGUUGCACAAUUUAGUUACAUUUAUAGUGGAGUAUGUCACUCCUACAAUAACGCCAGAAAAUACAGAUGUGCAUACACAAGCAUUGGAUAUCCUUGUUGCAUUGUCUAUGGAUGCUCGUACGGAUUAUCUUCAAGAUAUGACUAAUAAAGCUUUAACAAAAUUAUUAGGUGAUAAUGAUAGUGAAACGCGGCAAUUGCGAGAACACCUUUUUAUAUUGCAUCAUAUGUAUAAUUUGAUAAUUGAAUACACAAAUGAUAUCCAAGAUCCUGUCAGUAUUAUCAUUGAUGAAAAAAUUUUGAAACGAUGUAUUAAAUAUUGGGAACAAUUAUUAGAAAAAUCAGUUGGAUGUAAGGCAUUAGAUUUAUUUUUUGCACCAAAUAGUAAUCGAUCUCUUGUUUCUAUAUUAUUAUGUAUAACAUCUUCACGAUCUUCGCAACAAUUUGCCACACAUGUUUUAAGAUUUUUCAAUAUGUUAUUCAAAACAGCUGAGAAAGGAAGUGACGGAUCAUUAGAACGUCUUUGCGGAUCGGUAUCGAAUUUAGCUAAUGAAGAGCCGGAAAAACUACAAAUAUGGUUGAAGCAAAUUAUUUUAGGAGCAACAAAUAUCUCUCCAAAUACAUCUUCAACAAAUAUUCAAUCUACAAUAACAACUGUAAAUGCAUCGGUUGCUAUUGCUAAUACAACUGAAGAUACUCAGAAAUCAGAUGAAGUCAAUAAUGUAUCAAAUAACGAACAAGACCGAUGGUUAAUUUCAUUAUCAAAUGAUUCAGCUAGCAAUAAUCAAUCAACAAGUAUCACUGAUGAUCAACAGCAACAACAACAACAACAACAACAACAACAACAACAACAACAACAACAACAACAACAACAACAACAACAACAACAACAGCAACAACAACAACAACAACAACAACAACAACAACAACAACAUUCAAUGCAUGAAAAUAGUCGUCUUCUACGAGCGCUUACAAAUUAUAUAGUAAAAGAGAAGAGCAUUGAUGAAGGUGUGCCUGUGACAUUUCUUCGAGCUCUUAUACCAUUAGCUUAUCAUAUUCUUUCUCCCACGGUCGAGGGUAAUGGUUUUUCGGAUUUAAUGAAUGUUAUGUCUACAUUAGCCGAUGCUAGUUCUGAAAAAGGACAUACAUUAUUAUUUAAAGCUGCAGUUGAAUGGAUAGAACUUUGUAAGGAACAAUUAAUGAAUAAAGAUUUUCAAAGUUUGGAUAAACCGUUACCAUUUGUUGAAGCUGGCUGUUGCAUAUUGAAUUACAUAGCAGAUAUAGUAAGUGCAAUAUGUCCUCAAUCGCUACAAUCACAAGAUCGAGCAACUAGUCCACCGUGGGAAGGUACUACUCCAGUUAAUGAUGUAAAUGAUAGUGAUUGGAUAGAUGAGAUUCCACAUGAAGAUGAAGAUAGUGCUGCUGAAGAUUCUGAUGAUGAUAGUCUUUGUAAUAAACUAUGCACAUUCACUAUUACAUUAAAGGAAUUUAUGAAUCAACAUUGGUAUCAUUGCCAUACUUGCAAUAUGGUAAAUGGAGUUGGAGUUUGUACAGUAUGUGCUCGUGUUUGUCAUCGCGGACACGAUGUUACUUAUGCAAAAUAUGGAAAUUUCUUUUGUGAUUGCGGUGCCAAAAAUGAUGGAUUUUGUCAAGCUUUAACUAAACGGAGUCCUCAAUCAUUAGAACAUCAGAAUACGACAAUUGCUGUUGGUUCUGGAAAUACAGCUGCAUCAACCAGUGGUUCAACUAGUGUUGCUAGUACAAGUUAUGGAAAUACACUAGGUACAUCCACUGAAAAUCGAGAUCUUCUUCUCACAAGUAGUUUACGUCGAAGAACUUCCAGUCCUUUAUACUUUUCUGAUAAACCUGAAAGACAAGGACGCGAUAAACAGAGACAUGCAUAUUUAGCCAAACAGCUAGAAACAUCGAAAGAUUGGAUCCAAAGUCAUCUUUGGAAAAGUGGUUUAGUAUCAUCAUUAGUAGAUCUGACUGGUGCAUUAUUACCAGCUGUAGAUGCAUCAUGUAAAAAGAACUCGGCAAUUGGUUGCCAUGCUCGUGCUCAAAUGGCAUUGAAACAAUUACACACAGUGGACAAAAAGUUUGAAUAUACUGAUCAGUUAAUGCUUCCUACAUUGGGAUCACAAGAAGGGGCAUUUGAAAAUGUUCGUAUGAAUUACUCGGGAGAUCAAGGGCAGACUAUUAGGCAAUUACUAUCUGCACAUAUGAUACGUCGCGUCGCAAUGUGUUGUUUAUCAUCUCCACAUGGUAAAAGACAACAUUUGGCGGUUUCUCAUGAGAAAGGAAAAAUAACGGUAUUGCAAUUAGGCGCAUUGUUGAAACAACCUGAUUCAUCAAAAAGAAAAUUAACAUUAACAAGACUUGCUUCCGCUCCAGUACCAUUUACAGUAUUAUCUGUAACUGGAAAUCAAUGGAAUGAAGAUUUUUUGGCAGUCUGUGGUUUUAAAGAUUGUCAUGUAUUAACUUUCAAUACUUCUGGCACUGUAUCCGAUCACUUGGUUCUAUAUCCUCAAUUAGAAACUGGCAAUUUUAUCAUAAAAGCAAUUUGGUUACCUGGAUCCCAAACUCAACUUGCGCUAGUUACUGCAGAUUUUGUAAAGAUUUAUGAUCUUGGAAAAGAUGCUCUUUGUCCUCAAUAUUAUUUCUUAGUACCUACUGGAAAAAUAAGAGAUUGUACGUUUAUGCAUGCAGAAGACGGUGUUUUUUAUCUUUUAAUAAUAUCUUCAGCUGGAUAUAUUUAUGGUCAAGCAAUGGAUGAGGUAAGCUCAGCAAAAUAUGGACCUUUCUAUGUAACAAAUACUCUCGAUGUGUAUCAUCCAGAAAUAAGAGAUAAUGGUCAAGUUGGAGGUGGGGGCGUAUCAAUUUAUUAUUCGCAUGCUUUACAAUUACUCUUCUUCAGUUAUGCAUGUGGUAAAAGUUUCAUUGCGCCUCUUAAAUACAUGGAAACUGAUGUAACAACUGUAUUUCAAAUUAAUCUCACGGGCAAUAAAAGUUCGAAUGGAAAUAAAUCAAAUAAUAAUCAACCACAACCAUUAUGUCAAUGGAGUGAAGUACCUAAUCAUCCUGGAUUGAUUUGCUCAAUUUUAGAGACGAGCAAUAAUCCUGUAAUAUUAAUGAUUAAACCUGAUAUAAUAAUGAUUCAAGAAAUUAAAGCUAUUCCUGCCAAAGCCAAAAUAAUGGAUAUGGUUGUCAUAAGACAUCCAAGUUCAAAUGCUGAGCAUCGUACGACUUUAAUUUUGUUAUGUGAAGAUGGAAGUUUAAGGAUUUAUAUGGCUGGAAUGGAACAAACUGGGUAUUGGAUGUCUCCUACCAUUCAGCCAGUAGCUACAAUGGCCACAGUUAAGCCAACGCGAAAGAAAAAAACUAUCAAAACAGGAAAACCAACAGGAUCUGUUACUUUUCCUAUUGAUUUUUUCGAACAUUGUCAAGUGAUGAAUGAUGUAGAAUUUGGUGGUAAUGAUUUGUUACAAAUUUACAACGUUGCUCAAAUUAAACAUAGACUCAAUACAACUGGAAUGUACGUUGUUUCUACGAAAGCAAUGGGAUUUACAGUUGAAGUUACCAAUAAUGAUGCUGUUUUGGUUAUGACGGGAAUUCGAGUAUUACUUGGAAAUCAAGAUAUUCAAAGGGUUCCGGUUUAUAUCGAGGUAUUUGGUAGAAGUAUUCGUACAACUUUAAGUAGAAGUCGUUGGUUUGAUAUACCUUUUACACGAGAAGAAAGUCUUCAAGCUGAUAAAAAAUUAACUAUUACAUUUGGACCAUCUCAAGAUCCUGAAGGUGUCAUUAUAGUGGAUUGUAUUAAGGUAUAUGGUAAGACAAAAGAUGCUUUUGGCUGGCCUGAAGAAAUAGAAGAUGUUCCAACAGGUCAAUCAACAUCUGCACCAGUAACCACAAUCAAUAGUGAGACAGAUAGUGCCCUAUCUGCACCUGCUUCUUUAUCCUCUGUUGAUAGCACCACAAAGGACAAUUCCCUUGAUAUUGAUAGAAUGAUCGCAAGUAUGUUAGAAGUUUUGGAAUUAUCAUUCAAUGUUCCUUCGAAUGACGAGAACAAGUUAUCAUUGAAAACAACAGCUAUCGAAGUAGCUUCACAACUACUUAUAUUACCGACUCCUCCAUCUGUACAAAUGCAUACAACUGCACUUUUAGCUGUUUUACAUCCAUCUAAACAAGCAUAUCAUUUUCACAAGGAUCAUGUAUUACUAUCACAUGUAUUGGAUUCAUUAAAAUUAAUGAGAGAAUGCGAUGAUGCUCGUGAUAUAGAUGCAGAAAAUUUCUACAGAUUAGUACUUAUUGUUCGAAGUAUUUCCGUAUCACGUCCACAAAACCUUGCAAAGUUUACUGAACAAUAUACAAACAAACCAAUAGAUGAAAUUAAUGUACCAAUUUUCGAAAAAGAUCGACAAAAUAUUAGUCAAUCUUGUAAAAAUGCAGAUGCAAAUCAACUGCAUUUGGUAGUACAACUUAUGGAAAUGUUAUGGUCUUUACAUAUGGCUUAUCCAAAGAAUAUGGCCCUUGCACCAGUAGUAGUUCCAGGAUUGACUCAUGUCGAAGGAACGAUUCAUGCAAUUAUUGAAAUAAUUCAUGCAUUUACGACAUGCGAUAUAGAAAAAAAUAUUUCUUUAACUGCUAAAUUAUAUUUACAAUUAUUAUUAUCAUCUAAUACUGCUAUCAGUUUUACUGUUAAACAAGCAAUAAUUCGGGUACUUCGUCCGAGAUACAAAAGAAGAAGAGUUUAUAUACCAAGUCCUCCUAAUUGUAGUACACCAGCUAUAGACACGGAAGAAAAACCAACAACAUCAUCUAUACAAUCUCAUCGAGAAUUACCAACAACAAUACCAUCAACAACAAUGGAUCGAGAAACAGAACAACAUUUGGAUGUAGAAUCAAUAGGAUCAGUGGUUGAUCCUUUAGCAGUGAUGCUGACAGCAGAUAGUAAUCAAGGUUCAACUAUUCCUACAACUACUGCAAUAUCUACUACUACAAGUAGAAAUUCUGCUGGUGCCACUAGUAGUACUGCUGCCAAUAGCAGUGAACCAAUAACAAGGGGAGCGGUGAAUUCCAUAGAAACGUUGCUCGGUUCAGGAAAUUUUCCACAGAUAUUGGAUGUACCACCUGAUACAGAUGAUGAAACGAUGGUAGAAUUAGCAAUUGCACUUAGUUUACAAGACCAUGAAGGUGGAAAUGCUGAUUUACAAGUAUUACGACAAGGAUUUCAACAAAGUCUUUCAAACUUGCAAGGAUUAGAAAAUCUUCAAAAUUUAAAUGGUCCAACUUUGCAAAGUUUACAAGCAUUAGCAGCACAAGGUUUAGUUCAAGUUCAAAAUACCAGUCAAAGUCAAGAAGCUGGUGGUCAUUAUUCAGAUACAACUGCAUCUGCUGGAGGCUCGGAUGAUGAGGGAUCAACUGCAGCUACUGAUGGCAGUACACUACGUACAUCUCCGGCAGAACAAGGUGGUAGUGGUGGUAGCAAGGGUAGCGAGAGCGGUGGAAGCGAAAGCGGAGGAAGUGCUGUAGACAGCAUGACGGGGGAGCAUAAUGUAUCGGGAAGGAGCUCCGCAUACGGAGACAAUGGUCCCGAUUCUAUACCUCCGAUUGGAGGAAUUGGAGUCAACCAAGCACCACGUUCCGAAACUAAUUCCGUGGGUCUUCCCGCGGCUUUCACCGUUACCGAACAAGAAGAAGGUACGGAACAAGAACACGUAAUAGAACAAGAAAAUGAUACAAGUUGUGAAAUCACUGCAAAAUUGCAUACUAUACGAUUAUUAUUACUCGAUAAACUCAUGCGAUUUAUACCAAAUUUGAUAAAUGUGCCUGGUGUUUUAACUAUUCCAUUUAUGCAGGUAUUAUUAAUAUUAACAGCUGAUUUAGAUGGACAAGAAGAAAAAGACAAAGCUUGUGUUGAACGAUUACUUCGAAUAUUGGUAACUGAGUUAGAAAUGGAUAAACCGGAUACAACUAACAUAUGGCAACGUAAUAACAAACGAGAAGUUCAUUUAGUUAUUAUGCGAUUAUUAAGUGUUUUAAUGUCUCGCUCAAAACAUACUGCUAAAACACAAGCAGAAAAUUCGAAUUUUAUUUCUCAAAUGGCAGCUACAAUACUUAAUAAAGCUGGAGUAAUUGAUUAUUGUUCGACUUUAUUAAAAGCAUUGCUAGAAUAUUGGAAAACAACAUCAACCGAAGAAACUGAUACUAUUCUUGGCGGUCAAUUACUUAAAGAACAUCUUACAGCCUCUUUACCAGACAUGUCACCGCUUUUUUUGCGACAGCAUGUAAAGGGACAUCCCAGUGAUAUAUUUGAACCUUAUCCGCAAUUAUUAACAGAAAUGGUACUACGAUUACCCUAUCAAGUAUAUAAAUAUGCUGAAAGUAAUUCGGCACAGACAGCUUUUGAACAACCUUGGUACUUUUAUCUUUGUGAAUAUAUGAUGUCUUAUCAAGCACCACUUGUUAGAAGACAAGUGCGCAAAUUAUUGCUUUUUAUUUGUGGUAAUAAAGAAAAAUACAGACAACUUCGUGAUUUACAUGCUCUAAUUUCACACAUUCAGUCAGUACAACAAUGCUGUACCGCUGGUGGAUUUGAUCCUCUUCAAACUCAUUCUCAUUCUAUUAAUUUACCAUAUGAUUCAUUAGUAGAUUUAAUUGAACACUUGAAAUGUUGUGUUGAGAUAGCUACAAGUCGUACAGGAAAUUGGCAACGAUUCUGUUUAAAACAGAAUACAGUAUUAUCUUAUUUGUUUACUAUAUCAACACUUUUAGACGAAGGUGUUAGUCCUACAGUGUUGCAACUUCUACAAUGUGCUAUAUGUUCGAACAAUAAAUCAAAAGAAACGAAAGAUAUUAAAACGAAAGAACCGAAGUCUGGGACUAUAACAACGAAAGAGAAGCGAGAACGUGAAAAAUCUGAAGAUUCAGAUACAGAAGCUAAAUUUGAGGAAGCUCAAUGUUUAGCUUUAGUUGAACAAAUUCAAAAACAAGUCUCUCCAAACCUAUUAAUGAAAUUCAUUCAAACUUUUUUACUUGAGACAAAUAAUACGAAUGUUCGUUGGCAAGCACAUUCCUUGAUAUUGGCUAUUUAUAAAAAUUGUGGUCCGGCAGAUCAAGAAGUUCUAUUAGACUUAUUGUGGCAAUUAUGGCCUUUGCUGCCAGCUUAUGGUCGAAAAGCGGCACAAUUUGUUGACUUGCUUGGUUACUUUUCUCUAAAAACUCAGCAUGCAAGUAAAAAAAUGCACAACUAUAUGGAACAAGCAGUUGCAGUGUUACGCGCGCAAAAUCAAUUGCUUGCACGUCAUCCAAAUGCAAAUUUAUAUGCAAAUCUUGCUCAGUUCGUUGAAUUAGAUGGAUAUUAUUUGGAAAGUGAACCUUGCUUAGUAUGCAAUAAUCCUGAAGUUUCAAUGUCGACAAUUAAACUUUCUUCAAUUAAAGUUGAUUCAAAAUUCACAACAACCACACAAAUUGUAAAAUUGAUCGGUAGUUAUACGAUUAGUCGUAUUAUUCUUCGCAUAGGUGAUUUAAAAAGAACAAAAAUGGUACGUUCGAUUAAUAUUUAUUAUAACAAUCGAUCGGUUCAAGCAGUAGUUGAAUUAAAAAAUAAACCGGCUAUGUGGCACAAAGCUAAAAAGAUUACACUAGCUCAAGGACAAACAGAAAUCAAAAUGGAAUUUCCAUUACCGAUUGUCGCGUGCAAUUUGAUGAUUGAAUAUGCAGAUUUUUAUGAAGAUAUACAGGCUUCUUCUGAAACUUUACAAUGUCCACGAUGUUCUGCGAAUGUGCCUGCAAAUCCUGGCGUUUGUGGGAAUUGCGGGGAAAAUGUAUUUCAAUGUCAUAAAUGUAGAGCAAUCAAUUAUGACGAGAAAGAUCCAUUCCUUUGUCAUGCUUGUGGUUUUUGCAAAUACGCCAAGUUUGAUUAUACGCUUACUGGUAGACCAUGUUGUGCAGUUGAUCCUAUUGAGAGUGAUGAUGAUCGAAAAAAGACAGUAGCGACGAUUAAUACUUUACUCGAAAAAGCUGAUAGAGUAUAUAAAACUUUAAUUUCAAAUAAGCCAACGUUAGAAAUGUUAUUGAUUAAAAUAUCAGAACAUCGAUUGGAUCGUGGUUUGGUAGAAGAUGGUGCAGCAGCAGCAGCUGCUAUUCAAGUAUCAAGUGGAAGUACUCAAGUAAACAGAGCUAUACAAUUACUUGCUCAAAGAUACUGUGGUGAAUGUAAAACUUCUUUUGAAGAAUUAAGUAAAAUUAUACAAAGAGUUUUGGCUUGCCGACGAGAACUUGUAGCAUAUGAUCGUCAACAGAGAGGACAAAUUAUUGCCAGUUGCUCAUCAAGCAACGAUACAAUUGCUACUGACAAAGAAGAAGCUUCGGCAAUAGUAAAUGUUCCUCAAUCGAUAUCGACAGUGACAAGACCUCAUUCACAAUCUGUUGUUGGGUGCGUGAAUCCGCAAACAGUAGGUCGUUGUUAUGGAUGUGCAACCGCAGCUACAGAACAUUGCUUAACCUUAUUACGUGCUCUUGCUACUAAUCAAGUAGCUAAAGAAGUUUUGUGUAAACAAGGAUUAAUCCAGGAAUUAGUUGAGCAUAAUUUACGCAAAGGUACUGUACAAAUGCAGGAAGAAGUACGACAAUUGUUAUGUCUCGUUACUAGAGACAAUGCUCAGUCUACUAAAGAGCUUUGUUCUUUAUUAACUUGUCGAAUCACUUUGACACUUCGUGGUCGCGUUGUUACAUCAGAUUUAUCAUUAGCAGUACGUCACGAAAUGGCGUUAUUGGCAGCUUUGAUUCAGAAAGAGGAUACUUGCUGGGAACAAAAAUUACGUUGUGUCAUGCAAUUAUUUUUGAUGGCGUGUAAAGAAUCGAAGAGUCCUGUUGUCAUGGAAAGUAUCAUUUUACCGUGUUUAAAAAUAUUGCAAGGUCUCGUGAAACCAGAGCAACCAGUCUCAAAGAAAACUAAAGAAAAAAAUAUUGAAUCAUUGGCAACUGUUCAACCGAUUGAAGGUAUUACUAUUGAUGUAAAUAAAUGGUUAAAUGGUGAUUCAAAACAUUCGUAUUCCGAAUGGAUUCGCCGUAUGCCUACUAGAAAAAUAGAACAAUCUUCAGGCAAACCAAUGAAGAAGGAAGAAACUCGAGCACUUUAUUUAAUGGAAAAAUAUGGACAUAGAUGGCAUAACCGAUGUUUAAGACAGCAUGGUGUUCAACCAUUAAAAUUGGCUGACGGUGCUUGGUUGAAGGAAGUUCUGUUUAAUCCAAGUUCACGAUUAGCACGACAAGUUGCUUGUAACAUGAUAGAAAGUUUGUGUCAAGGUACUGAACGAAAAAAAGAAGUACUUGUUUUACUUACUUGUUAUUUAGAAGAAUUACGUACAGCUGGCGAAAGUAGCACAGAAUUUCUGACAUUAUAUCAAAGUUUAAUCAGACAACCGCCUUGGAAACAAUUUUUAGCAGUACGAGGUGUUAUGACUUUACUUGCAGAUCUUUUAACAAGAGAAAUCGAAGAACUUCAUCGGCUGGAAGAAACUACAUUAACUAGUGAUUUGGCACAAGGUUAUUCUUUGAAAAUGUUGACCGAAUUAAUAGCAACGUUUCUCGAACAAGAAAAUAUCAAACAGCAAUAUAAAAGUCGGUUGGUAGGUGCUGUACUUAAUGGUUAUCUAUCUCUAAGAAGAUUAGUUGUCCAACGAACAAGAUUAAUCGAUGAUACGCAAAAAAAAUUAUUGGAACUUCUUGAAGAAAUGACUACAGGCACUGAAGAAGAAACUAAGGCUUUUAUGGCAAUUUGUGUGGAAACAGUACAAAAAUGUAGCAUCGAAGAUGUCUGUACACCAGUGUUCAUUUUUGAAAGACUUUGUUCGAUUAUUUAUCCGGAAGAAAACGAUGUAGGAGAGUUUUAUUUAACUCUUGAGAAAGAUUCACAACAAGAAGAUUUUCUCCAAGGUAGAAUGUUGGGAAAUCCUUAUAGUAGCUUAGAACCUGGUUUAGGACCCCUUAUGCGAGAUGUAAAAAAUAAGAUUUGUCUAGAUUGUGAAUUAAUUGCUUUAUUGGAAGAUGAUAAUGGAAUGGAGCUUUUAGUUAAUAAUAAAAUUAUUAGUUUGGAUUUGCCUGUAAAAGAAGUAUAUAAGAAAAUUUGGGUACCAGAAGGUGGAGAAUGUGAUGCUAUGCGUGUUGUAUAUCGGAUGCGAGGAUUACUUGGAGAUGCAACUGAAGAAUUUGUUGAAAGUUUGAAUGCAAACAGCGAACAAGAAGUAAACAAUGAAGAAGUAUAUAAAAUGGCAAAUGUUUUAGCAGAUUGUGGUGGUCUUCAAGUAAUGGUAAAUAGAUUAGCGGCUAUACAAAAUGUCAAUCGAGCUCGACCGUUGCUUCAAGUUCUUCUUAAAUUGUUUCGACUUUCGGUUAAAGUGAAAAAAAAUCAAGAAGUUUUAAGUAAAUUGGGAGCAGUAACAGUAUUUCUCGACGUUCUUCAACGCUGUCUUGCAACUGAAUCAGAAAAUUGGCAAGCGAAAAUUACAGAACAAUUAUUAGAAAUUAUGGAAACGAUUUUAACGCAUGCAUCCUUAUCUACACUUGAAGCUUUUUCACAUACAUCAAGUGGACCGGAGCAUAUAAAAGCGCUCCUCUCUUGUGCUCAAUCAACUGCAGUCAGACAAAGUAAUAUAUUGCCACAACUCGCACGUGUAUUAGCCGCUCUUACAUAUGGCAAUCGUGAAAAAAUGGCUCUUCUUUGUGAUUAUUUUAAACCUGUAUUAAAUUUUUAUGAAUUUGACCAUGAACAUACAGCAGAAGAUGAACAAAAACUUGAACUAUUUUGCAUUCUCACUCAAGCCAUUGAGCGCAAUGCCAUUGGAAACACUCUCAAAGAUUACAUUAUAAGCAUGGGGAUCGUAAAAGAUGCUUUCGAAUAUAUAACUGUGCGUGCUCCUUGUCUUAAGCCUACGCUAUUACGAACGGAUAGUGAUGAAUUAAAAGACUAUAUUUCUAAACCUGCGCUCAAAUAUAUUUUACGAUUCUUAACUGGCCUAGCAACGGAUCAUGAACCAACACAGUUGGCGGUAUCACAAUUUACAAUCAGUAUAAUACAUAGAUUAGAACAAGUAUCUUCUGAUGAGCAUGUUGGAUCUCUAGCAGAAAAUUUAUUGGAAGCAUUAUGUACAAAUAAACGCGUUGCUGAAUUAAUAGAAAAAGCUCGACAACAUACACGUAGCGAAAAAAAACGUUUGGCAAUGGCUAUGCGAGAAAGACAGUUAGGUGCAUUAGGCAUGCAAACAAAUGAUAAAGGUCAAGUAGUAGCUAGUGGAGCAAUUCUUCAACAAAUGGAAGAUUUAGGUGAUGAAACAGGAUUAGUUUGUGUUAUUUGUCGCGAGGGAUACAAAUUUAAACCAAAUAUGGUUUUGGCCAUUUAUACAUUUUCAAAACGUUGCAAUGUUGAAGAAUUUGAAACAAAACAAAGAAAAACAGUAGGAUAUACUACUGUUACACAUUUCAAUGUUGUUCAUGUAGAUUGUCAUAUGUCUGCAGUAAGACUGGCACGUGGCAGAGAUGAAUGGGAAAGUGCAGCAUUGCAAAAUGCGAAUACUAAAUGUAAUGGACUCUUACCAUUAUGGGGUCCUCAAGUUUUAGAAUCUGCUUUUGCUAGUUGUUUAGCAAGGCAUAAUACUUAUUUGCAAGAAUGUACGAGUCAUCGCGACAUAUCUUAUCCAUCAACUGUUCAUGAUUUGAAAUUGUUAUUGUUGCGAUUUGCUCAAGAAAAAAGUUUUCAUGAAGAUAGUGGAGGAGGAGGUCCACAAUCAAAUAUGCAUUUGAUCCCUUAUUUAAUUCAUACUGCACUUUAUGUAAUCAACACCACACUAGCAGACACUCGAGCAGAUAAAACAUUAAUUGGAUAUUUGGAAACGCCACCAGGUUCUAGUUGGCUCGAUAGUUGUUACGAAGCGGAAGGACCGUUUUAUCAGUGCACCAUGUCUCUCUUGCUUCAUUCACCGGCUCGUUGGAAAACAUAUAGAAUAGUUCAUUUAAAUAAAUUAAUUGUUCUUGCCCAUCAACGAUAUGUUUCGCCAUCGGGUCCGACAAAAACUAUUGUCGAUGUUACUAUUAAGCAUUACGCUGUAUAUAAAAACGCCUUAAUCUUUUUUGGACUAGUCGAUUGUAUUUAUACUCAUUUCUUCAAGAAAGUUAACAUAUUGUCCGAUAAUCAAUGGCCAUCAGUUUUGGCUGAAUAUAUCAGGCAUAAUGACGAAGCUAUGUUAAAAGCUUCGGAACAUGUAUUAGCUACAUACCGUGACGAAUUGUUACCCUGUACAUCUUUCGAAGAAUUUUGUGAUGUUGUCGGUUUAUUGGACGAAAUAACGGAUCCUACAUAUAUAAGUGACAUUUUGCGAAGAUUCGGUUAAAAAAAAUAAGACGAAUAUUGCUGAAGAAAAUGCACUCUUUUACAUAUAAAUAUAAUAAUUUUUUCCGAAUUCUCAAGUUUCGUCCACUUUAUUUUCUUUAUUUCACACAUGCGCAUACAUAUACAUACAACAUAAAAAUUAAUUGCUUUUUCAUAUGUUUACAAAGUUCCUUUUUUUUUUAUCUCUAUCACUAUAAAUGGAAAUAAUACUCGCUCUGUAAAUUGCGAGUUAUUUUUUGCUUUUUCGAUAGAGAAAAUCAAAUUGGUGUAUUGCGUAUUAACACAAUUCUAUAAUUGUACGUUUAAAAAAAAAAAUAUGUGCUUUAAUAAAAUACGAAAUAUCGUAUUAU